Fusarium odoratissimum NRRL 54006 is the source of this 2479-nucleotide messenger RNA. RefSeq names its product D-lactate dehydrogenase (cytochrome). Gene Ontology annotation, biological process: lactate catabolic process. The transcript has 2 exons. Gene Ontology annotation, cellular component: mitochondrion. The record is from RefSeq and is a predicted model, not a curated record. Gene Ontology annotation, molecular function: D-lactate dehydrogenase (cytochrome) activity; FAD binding; D-lactate dehydrogenase (NAD+) activity. The coding region runs from base 202 to 1989 and encodes 595 amino acids. NCBI's taxonomy places the organism in Eukaryota, Fungi, Ascomycota, Sordariomycetes, Hypocreales, Nectriaceae.
UUCCAACUCCGUCCUAACAAUUUUCCAUUGCCGUUGACUUCAACACUUAAGCUCGACAUCGACCUUUCCUCGUCGGCCAAUUCCUAUCCCGACACACUCCUGCAGCUUCGAUCAGCUCCUCUACACCCUUUUACGACCUAUAUAUCUUAAUUAUUCCUGCUACUGACUUUCAACCUCUGCCCGCGCACAAGCUACGUCGUCAUGGCUUCUCUUCAAUUGCGCGCUCAGCGUGCUGCUCUUCGGAGCUUGCGGACACCCACCACAGCUAGUUGUAGAACUAUGAGGCUACCUGCGUCUUUCUCCCGCUCUUACGCUACCGAGAUCGAGCCCGAAAGGCCGAAUAAGAAUACCCCCACCCGACAGAGUAACGAGACAAAGGUGGGAAGGACGUUCCAAGGACAGGUUAUGGGCAGUAUUGGAUCUCGAUUAAGGCGUGAGCGGGAGCAGAGGGAGAAGUACGAGGAGUGGCGCAACAUGACAGAUCCUACACGGAACUGGAUGGUGACAUUUGUCUUCCUCUCGGGCGUUGGUAUUUCAUACUGGCUUGGUACAUAUUGGCCAAGAGACCCCGAACCCACGUCAACACUGCCUCUCAACAAGUCCAAAGCUCCCAAGCACAACACGAAACUCGAGAAUAUGCAGGCUGCCUGGGCCGACUUUGUCAAGAUUGUCGGCCAGGACAAUGUCAGCACCGCUGAGAACGACCUCGAACACCAUGCCACAUCCAGUUGGUCCUCUCAUCAGGCUGGCCCCGAAGACCGUCCCUUUUGCAUUGUCUAUCCCUCAAGCACUGAAGAGGUGUCUGAGAUUAUGAAGGUUUGCCAUAAGCGCAAGAUUCCCGUUACAGGCUACAGCGGCGGUACCAGUCUCGAAGGUCACUUCACACCUACCCGCAAGGGCAUCUCUAUCGACUUUGGCCGUAUGAACAAAAUUAUCAACCUUCACAAGGAGGAUCUCGAUGUCGUUGUCCAGCCUGCGAUGGGCUGGGAAGCUCUAAAUGACCACCUGGGGCAUGAGGGUCUCUUCUUCCCUCCCGACCCUGGUCCUGGCGCUAUGAUUGGAGGCAUGAUUGGCACUGGGUGCAGUGGCACCAAUGCCUAUCGCUAUGGUACCAUGCGCGAGUGGGUUCUCAGCUUGACUGUCGUUCUUGCUGAUGGCACUGUCAUUAAGACCCGGCAGCGACCUCGCAAGAGCUCUGCUGGCUACGAUCUCACGAAGCUGUUUAUUGGUUCCGAGGGUACCCUUGGUCUCGUGACUGAGGCUACUCUCAAGGUCACCGUCAAGCCUGAGUCUACCAGCGUCGCUGUCUGCAGUUUCCCCUCAAUCCGCCAUGCCGCUACUUGUGUGAGCAAGGUUGUGGCCCAGGGCAUCCCCGUCGCUGCUGUCGAGAUUCUCGACGACAACCAGAUGAAGUGCAUCAACGAUGCCGGAAUGACAUCACGAGCAUGGACAGAGGCAGCCACACUCUUUUUCAAGUUCGCCGGAACUCCCGCCGGUGUCAAGGAGCAGGUUGCCCAAGUGCAGGGGCUCGCUAAGCAGUCUGGCAGCAAGACCUUUGAGUUUGCUAAGAGCCAAGAAGAGCAGGACGAGCUGUGGAGUGCGCGAAAGGAGGCUCUCUGGAGUACCACAGCUGUCAAGAAGCCUGGCGACCACGUGUGGACAGGCGAUGUUGCUGUGCCCAUGAGCAAGCUACCAGAUCUGAUUGAGGCGACCAAAGAGGAUAUGGCAAAGAGUGGCCUAUUUGCUUCUAUCGUAGGACAUGUCGGUGACGGCAACUUCCACACCAUUCUGCUGUACAACGAUGCUCAGCGUGCAAAGGCUGAGGCUGUUGUGCAUCGCAUGGUCAAGAAGGCUGUUGAGAUGGAGGGUACCGUAACGGGUGAGCACGGCGUUGGACUUGUCAAGCGGGAUUAUCUCCCUCAUGAGCUUGGCGAGUCUACAGUUGACGCUAUGCGACAGGUAAGAAAUAUUGCCCAUAUAUUGAAAUGAGCAGUUUGCUAACAGUCAUUGCAGAUCAAGAAGGCCUUUGAUCCUCUAUGUUUGCUCAACUGUGACAAGGUUGUGCGGGUACAAAAACCCAAGAAGGGAGAGGUCGACGAGUGGUAGAGAGUUAUGAAAUACGCAUGAGAUUGGAAACGGACAAGAGGAAAAGGAGCAUGAUGAUACCUGGUGUAGCGUGUACAAUGUAGGAAUAGAUGGCUUGAACGGCAGUCACAGAGACUCGUCUUUACAAAAGCUUUGUGUAUAAGAUCAGUUUAGCAGAAACCUUGAUAAAGUUCACCCUUAGUCAUGUAAUCCACUCGAAAAUGUGCUUAUCUUCUUCUGUUGCUUUUGAAGUGCUAAAGGCCCUAUGACCUUUGGCGACCAAACUUAUCUUUUAAGUCAAUAUAUUUCCUCUAGAACCUGUAAAGUUACCUCAAGUUCAUAUUACCUUUUAAGAGUUUAUUGGAGUCAACCCCUGGAGGGCCGAGGCUGCCUG